This is a messenger RNA of Rhodamnia argentea, 1526 nucleotides long. RefSeq lists its product as uncharacterized. The coding region runs from base 61 to 1011 and encodes 316 amino acids. The transcript has a single exon. NCBI's taxonomy places the organism in Eukaryota, Viridiplantae, Streptophyta, Magnoliopsida, Myrtales, Myrtaceae. The record is from RefSeq and is a predicted model, not a curated record.
UCGAGAGACGCAGCAGCACCACCACCGCCCGUUUCAUGCCUCUGUCCUAACCUCCUCUCCAUGGAAGAGGCUGCGGGAAGAACGCCGACGGCCUCGACGGGGACGAUCCUGCGAAGGUCGAUCCACACUUUCCUUCAAAACUACCACUACUUCACCUCGACGUCCGCGCUGCUCGCGCUGCCCUUCUCCGUCUCCAUCCUCCUCUCGCAAGCCCUCGUUCCCGCCUCCUCCUCCCCCCUCGCCCUGACCGUACACUCCCGCCUCCGAGCCCUCUUCGACGCGGCCGGAUUCCCGCCUUCCUCUGAGUUCUUCGCCCUGCUCAACUUCAAGCUCUCCCAGACGCUGUCGUCUUCGUUCCUCGCCCUCCCCUUCGCCCUCUCCUUCCUACUCCUCGCCAAGUCCUCCGUCAUUCGAUCCCUCGCCGGGACGAAGCCAUCCGUCCCGUCCUCGCUCUCCUUGUUCCUAUCGAUUUACAAGCCGCUCCUCGCCACUUACGUCUGCAACUCUCUCGUGAUCCUCUCCGCCAACUCCACCGCCUUCUUCCUCCUCUUCUUUGCGUUCAACUGCCUCGGUGGGCCACAGCCCGGUUCCUCGAAUUACACCCUCCUGCUCUCGGCAGCCGGCGCGAUCCUCUACUCCAUCAUCUUAGCGCAUGCUCUGGUGAUAUGCAACUUGGCGCUGGUCUUAUCAGGCAUGGAGAGAACUGGCGGAUUCGUCGCGAUCCUAAAGGCGUGCGCCUUGAUCAGGGGAUCGACUUCCACAGCUCUUUCCCUGGCGGUGCCCGUGAAUUUGGCCCUGGCCGGCACGGAAGCAUUGUUUCAAUUCCGGGUCAUGAGGGCCUACGGCAUGAAGAAGGGGCCGAUACUUCCAGUGGCCGUGGAAGGAUGGCUCAUUGCCUAUUUGUAUUCGAUACUCAUAGUUCUCGACACAGUACUCACCUGCAUUUUCUUCAAAAGCUGCAAGAACAGUUCCAUCACCCGUCGCGGCAGCGAAGAUCAACGGUACUUCUAGAUCGAAACCCACGACGGCGACAUCAAAACUCCCGAGAACCUGAAGAUUCCAGAGUCAGGACAGUUUUGCUGAAAGUUGGAAUUUUUGAGGAGGCCAGAGAGGGAUUGUCCUCCUUGCUUGUACAUUUCCGCCAACACGCGAUAUACUGAUAAGUCAGAAGAAUAAAAAAAUUGGAGCUUGAGAGACUUGCCUUUUCUUGCUGCUAGAAGAGAGAAAUCAGGCAAACGGUCAAGAUCAUCUAGACAUAAAGAGAUCCAAAGCCUAGGGGCUUAAAACAAAGAGAGAUCUACAUGUGUUGGAGCCACCAAAAGCAGGAGAUUCUUUUGCAACAUUUCACGUUGUUUUCACUCAUGUCGACACGGCUACACUUUGGAGAAAUAAGCUUUACUACUUCUCAGAGUUCGUGUCCUGAAUGUCUGCUCUUGCUGGGUUUGUAAUUGAGUCAACAUCAAGGAAGCAAUUUGAUUAACAAUUGACCAAAAUCAUGAAUACACAAGUAAUUUUCCUCUUUGAGU